Molecule: messenger RNA, 1474 nt
Organism: Schistocerca piceifrons (Central American locust)
Lineage: Eukaryota; Metazoa; Arthropoda; Insecta; Orthoptera; Acrididae
Product: aurora kinase C-like
Exons: 7
Coding region: 176-1174 (332 amino acids)
Biological process (GO): protein phosphorylation; regulation of cytokinesis; mitotic spindle organization
Cellular component (GO): spindle pole centrosome; spindle microtubule; chromosome passenger complex
Molecular function (GO): protein kinase activity; ATP binding
Source: RefSeq, a predicted model, not a curated record
AAAACACUCUUCUGUCAGAUACAUGUGGUGAUUGUAGAAUAUUAAGUUUCGAAGUAUUUGGCGCGUUUUGUAAAAGCUGGUACCGUGUAAGAAGUUGCAUGAUUUGAAUGUACGCAGAGCACUUGUGCUUGUCGAAACAGUUCAAUUUUAAGUGUUAAGUAGGACUUACCGUGAAAUGUCAACAACAGUGAAAGAAACGCGUAAGAAAGUUAUUAAGAUCCUGGACAUCAAAACUUCUGAAAAAUUACGGAAUCCACGAACUGAGAAGCCGGAAAAGGCAGCUGGAACGGCUACUCAGAAGGCGCCUAAUGUAGAACUUAAAAAAGAAGAAGCUGCAAAAGAUGCGCGGGCCAGCAGCAAGAGCUGGACGUUGUCUGAUUUUGAAAUUGGGAGAGCACUGGGGAAAGGGAAGUUUGGGAAGGUUUACCUCGCUAGAGAAAAAAAUUCGAAAUAUGUAAUUGCACUUAAAGUUCUAGUCAAAUCCCAGCUGGAAAGUGCGAAUGUUCAGCACCAGCUAAGAAGAGAAAUUGAAAUACAGUCACACUUAAGGCAUCCAAACAUUUUGAAAAUGUAUGGUUAUUUCCAUGAUAAAGCAAGAGUAUAUCUUAUUUUGGAAUAUGCUCCUAAAGGAGAACUUUUCAAGGAAAUAAAAUCUCAGCCACAACAAAGGCUAGAUGAAGGAAGAACAGCUACCUACAUAGCACAGUUGGCUGAUGCUCUUCUGUAUUGCCACAGUAAAAGGGUGAUUCAUAGGGACAUCAAACCAGAAAACUUGCUUAUUGGUGCUAACGGUGAACUGAAAAUUGCAGACUUUGGCUGGUCAGUCCAUUCACCCCAUUCAAGGAGGACUACAUUAUGUGGGACGCUGGAUUAUCUCUCUCCUGAAAUGAUCAAAGAUCAUCCUCAUGAUGAAAAUGUUGAUCUGUGGAGCCUUGGAGUCCUUUGCUACGAAUGUUUAGUUGGCAAGCCGCCAUUUGAAUCUGCUGUUUAUGAUGAUAUGUGUCGCCAGAUAAGCAGAGCUCAAUAUUCAUUCCCACCAUUUGUUUCAAAUAAUGCAAGGGAUCUUAUUGCAAAGCUACUUGUGGUUGUGCCACAGAACAGACUACCUCUGCAAGAAGUAUUGAAACACCAAUGGAUUCUUAAAAAUGCUGUUACAGAAAAGAAUGUAAAAUAAGAUUUAUGCUGUUGGUGCAACAAGUGAAAGGCACAUGAAUCAGUUACCUGUGAACAGUACAGUCUAGAUACUGAAUGGAUCUAGGACACUGAAACUGCACUGAAUUACUGUGAUUAACAACAAAUCCCUUUUUAUGUGAUUUAUUGAUUGUUUACUUAAUAACGUUGUAAUUUUCUGACUUUUGUUUUUAUUAAUAAUAUUUGGAUGUGAUGUUGAUCCCAAUUUUGUUGUCUGUUUUCCUACAGAGGUAAUAAUUUCUUCAGUUCACCAGAUUAACUUCCUACUGUCGAAAGAUUUUAA